Molecule: messenger RNA, 3054 nt
Organism: Vanrija pseudolonga
Lineage: Eukaryota; Fungi; Basidiomycota; Tremellomycetes; Trichosporonales; Trichosporonaceae
Product: ATP-dependent 6-phosphofructokinase
Exons: 5
Coding region: 106-2940 (944 amino acids)
Biological process (GO): fructose 6-phosphate metabolic process; canonical glycolysis; fructose 1,6-bisphosphate metabolic process
Cellular component (GO): mitochondrion; 6-phosphofructokinase complex; cytoplasm
Molecular function (GO): identical protein binding; 6-phosphofructokinase activity; AMP binding
Source: RefSeq, a predicted model, not a curated record
ACCCCAUCGCACCUGCCUGCCUCCCUCGACGCCUCCUCGACGUGCUUGGCACAGCAGCACCCCCACCCCCAACUCCCUCUCUCUCUUCCACACCAUCGCCAACUAAUGCCCCACCAACACCUAAACCUCACCGAAAGCGAAACGAACAACACCGCGUCCGCCGCCGCCGCGCCAGAGUCCGAGCCCAUGACCCCCGCGCCCGUCGUCCACCACGCCGUCGUCGGCGUCGUGCCCCCCUCCGAGGCCUCGGAAGUGGGGUACGAUGCCGCGCCGGUCUCACAGCCCCACCCCAAGGCGCGCGCAAAGCGCACCCGCAAGAUUGCCGUCCUCACCUCGGGCGGCGACUCGGCCGGCAUGAACGCCGCGGUCCGCGCCGUCGUCCGCCAGGGAAUCGCUCGCGGUUGCGAGACCUACAUCAUCCGCGAGGGCUGGGAGGGCCUCGUGCGCGGCAACGCGACUGAGCCGACGCCUGCCGUCUCGCGUCGCCCGUCAGCGGCGCCCUCGCCGGCCUUUGGGCCCAAGAGCGUCGGCUUUGCCGGGCUCUCGGCGCUCGACCUUGGCGCGCGCGCGCACCCUGCACCUUCGGCGCCCGAGAGCCACACUGCGGCCGACCCCAAGGCGAUCGCGCCGCUGUCCGACGCGCCGCUGAGCUUUGGCUACGGCGGCCUGCUGCGCGACGGCGCGGGCGAGGGCGACCCCGACGAGGUGGCGGCCGCUUUUGCCGGCCACGAGACGAUCGACACCGAGGAGGACGACGGGGGAAAGACGCUCAAGGGGAGAUAUAUCGUCCGUGUUGGCUGGGACGACGUGCGCGGUUGGCUCGGCGAGGGCGGAACGCUUAUCGGCUCGUCGAGGUGUCCUUCGUUCCGCACCCGCGAGGGCCGCCUCAAGGCCGCGCACAACCUCAUCCGCUACGGCAUCGACUGUCUCGCUGUGUGCGGCGGUGACGGCUCGCUCACCGGCGCCGACAAGCUGCGCGGCGAGUGGCCGUCGCUCCUGGCCGAGCUGCACUCGAACGGCGAUAUCGACGACGAGCAGCUCGAGGCCUACCGCUACCUCAACAUUGUCGGCCUCGUCGGCUCGAUCGACAACGACAUGUCGAUGACCGACCUGACGAUUGGCGCCGACACGGCGCUGCACCGUAUCUGCGAGGCGGUCGACUCGAUCUCGUCUACCGCGUCGUCGCACUCGCGCGCGUUCGUCAUCGAGGUCAUGGGCCGCCACUGCGGCUGGCUCGCGCUCAUGGCCGGCGUGGCGACCGGCGCAGACUUCAUCUUUAUUCCUGAGCACCCGCCCACCAGCGAUAACUGGGAGAAGGAGAUGUGCGACGUGCUCCACCAGCACCGCCGCAUUGGCAAGCGCAAGAGCAUUGUCAUUGUUGCCGAGGGUGCGCUUGACCGCAACCUCAAGCCUAUCAAGGCCGACCACGUCAAGCAGGUGCUUGUCGAGCAGCUUGGCCUCGACACGCGUGUCACGACGCUCGGCCACACUCAGCGUGGUGGCACGCCGUCCGCGUUCGACCGUAUUCUCCCCACCCUCCAGGGUGUCAAGGCCGUCGAGGCCCUCCUCGAAGCCACUCCCGAGACGCCGUCGUACAUGAUCGGCAUUCAGGAGAACAAGAUCACCAAGGUGCCCCUCCUCGAGGCCGUUGCCAAGACUCAGGCGGUCGCCGCCGCUAUCGAGUCGCAGGACUUUGCCCUCGCCAUGUCGUACCGUGACUCCGAGUUCCGCGACAUGCUCGAGGCGUUCCAGGUCAGCUCGUCGCUCAAGACGACCGACCACCUCCCGGAGAACCAGCGCCUGCGUGUCGGUAUCAUCCACGUCGGCGCCCCUGCGGGCGGCAUGAACGCUGCCACGCGCCAGGCCGUGCGCUACUGCCACAACCGCGGGCACGUGCCCGUUGCCAUCUACAACGGCUUUGACGGUCUCCUCGAGGACAAUGUCGCCGAGCUGUCGUGGCUCCGCGUCGACAACUGGAACACUCGUGGUGGUUCCGAGCUGGGCACCAACCGUACCCUCCCCACGAUUGACCUCGGUGGCGUCGCGGCCGCGCUCCAGCGCCACGCGAUCGACGCGCUGCUUCUUAUCGGUGGCUUUGAGGCGUACAGCUCUAUCCUCAGCCUCGACACCGCGCGCAAGGACUACCCCUCGCUCCACAUCCCCAUGAUCCACCUCCCCGCCACGCUGUCUAACAACGUCCCGCUCACCGACUUCUCCCUCGGCUCGGACACGUCGCUCAACGCGCUCGUGCUCGCUUGCGACGCCAUCAAGCAGAGUGCCUCGGCGUCGCGAAACCGCGUGUUUGUCGUCGAGACACAGGGUGGUAUGAGCGGCUACAUUGCCACGCUUGGCGCGCUGGCUGUCGGUGCCGUGCUCCUCUACACGCCCGAGGAGGGUGUCUCGCUCCGCCGCCUGCUGGACGACGUCGACUUCCUCAAGGAGCGUUAUGCGCUCGACGAGCGCGGCAAGUCGGAGGGCCGUCUGGUUAUCAAGUCGGAGAAGGCGUCAAGCGUGUACACGACCGAGUUUAUCACCAAGAUCUUCAAGGAGGAGGGACAGGAGCUGUUCGACGCGCGCUCGGCCCAGCUCGGCCACACGCUGCAGGGCGGUGUUCCCUCGCCCCUCGACCGAUGCCGUGCUGCUCGUCUCUCGCUGCUCUCGAUGCAGUUCCUCGAGAAGCACGCCCACCCCAACUCGCAGGCGUUCCACGGGCGCCGCAAACCCGGAUCUGACGCCGCCCCCGAGACGGCGGUCAUGAUCGCCAUCCAGCGCUCCAAGAUUGUGUUCGCGUCCAUGGACAAUGUGCAGCGCCACUCGGACAUGCGCCUGCGCCGUGGCACCGACGUGUGGUGGAGCGGCAUCAAGCACCUCGCCGAGGUUAUGGGCGGCCGUGCGGGCCUCGUGCAGGACAGCCAUGGGCAGCGUUUCUCGCGCAUGUAAGGCGGUGUGCUGCGGACUCGAAGGCAGAUAGACGCCAUAGACGAACGGUUACGAGUCAGAAGGCGCGGGGGCGCGGCGUAAUUUUGCUAGGGAUGCAUAGACUGUUCACAACAA